This is a messenger RNA of Beta vulgaris subsp. vulgaris (sugar beet), 1347 nucleotides long. RefSeq names its product proteasome subunit beta type-7-A. Gene Ontology annotation, molecular function: threonine-type endopeptidase activity. Bases 212 to 1030 code for a protein of 272 amino acids. The record is from RefSeq and is a predicted model, not a curated record. The transcript is spliced from 9 exons. Lineage: Eukaryota; Viridiplantae; Streptophyta; Magnoliopsida; Caryophyllales; Amaranthaceae. Gene Ontology annotation, cellular component: proteasome core complex.
AAAACCAAAAAAAAAAUGCCAAAAGCCAUGAAUCCGAUUUCUUCUUCUCCAAGUUCCUCACUUUUUCACCUUAAUUAAAAACAACAAAAAGUUUCCCAUUAGUUUUCUUCUUCAAAUCCUCACUCUUUCUUCUUUUGCAUUAGAUCUUCACUACAUCACCCUCACAUUCGGGUUUUAGCGAAUUGCGAUUUUUUCAGAAGAGAUAGAAAAGAUGACGAAUGCGCCAUUUGAAGUUCCGGCAAAAGGUGGAUUUAGCUUCGAUUUGUGCAAAAGAAAUGAAAUGUUGUUGAAAACGGGACUUAAAGCUCCAACUUUUCUCAAAACUGGUACCACUAUUGUCGGACUCGUUUUCGAGGACGGUGUCAUUCUUGGAGCUGAUACAAGAGCAACGGAAGGCCCAAUUGUUGCUGACAAGAAUUGUGAAAAGAUUCAUUACAUGGCACCAAACAUUUACUGCUGUGGUGCAGGGACUGCAGCUGAUACCGAGGCAGUAACUGACAUGGUUAGUUCCCAGCUAAAACUUCACAGGUAUCACACUAGCCGUGAGUCAAGGGUUAUUACAGCUCUUUCUCUUCUGAAGUCUCAUCUUUUUAGGCAUCAAGGACAUGUCUCCGCGGCGCUGGUGCUAGGUGGAGUUGAUGUGUCUGGACCACAUCUUCACACUAUAUACCCUCAUGGAUCAACAGACACACUUCCUUUUGCUACAAUGGGAUCAGGUUCUCUUGCUGCAAUGUCCGUCUUUGAGUCAAAAUACCGUGAAGGACUCUCUAGGGAGGAAGGAAUUAAAAUAGUAUGUGAGGCAAUCUCCUCUGGUAUUUUCAAUGAUUUGGGAAGUGGAAGCAAUGUGGAUGUAUGUGUCAUAACAAAGGGAAAUGUAGAUUAUCUAAGAAAUCAUGUGCUACCAAACCCUCGUACCUACACAAGUGCAAAGGGCUAUUCAUUUACUAAGGCUACAGAGGUCCUUUCAACAAAGGUUACAUCGUUGAGUCUUCAAGUGGCUGAGGGAGGUGAAGCAAUGGAAGAAGAAUGAUGGUUUUGGUCAGUCGUGUAUUUGUAUUUGUGAUUGCAACAUGUUUCAUCUAAAUCUAAAUGCAGAUGCUGAUAUCCGAGUUCAUAGCGGAAUACUGUUGUGUUCUGUGAAACUUAGUCACUCCUAUGCGGACAAAAAGAUGAUAAUGGAUUACUACAUUUCCCUUUCUUUUUAUAGCUGCCUGUCUUUCUCAUGUCGCUUAAUUCUUCGGUAGUUUAGACUGCAGUAAAAGAGCCCUAUCAUGUUGCUUCAUUGUAACAAAUUGAUAUUGUAUGGAUUUUGCGCAUUUGAGAUUUUAAGUAGAGAUUUCUCUCGUA